AUGAAAAGGUCACCGCCUGGCAGGAACAGAUCAUCUUCGUGGUCUGAUAUACAUAGCCAACAGAGAGGCACAGAAGAGAGCAACCAAGGGACGUCAAAUGCAACUGAAGAAGUACUCAGGCGUAGAGUACCUUCCCAAUCAGGAAAACGACGUAGAAGCGAAGAAGACAAUGGUGAGGAAAUGAAAAGGCUUAUAGAGAAGGUGACGAAAACCGCCUCUACGUUAAGAGAGCUCAUAAAGACUACUCCAAACACGCAGGGAGAUAUCAAGAAGGAGAUUAUGAGGCUGAACCAGAUAAUGGAGUCACUAAAUCUAAAGAUUGACCAAGAAAGUACCGAGAGAGACCGGAAGGCACCGAGAAAGGAAGCGAGCCCAAAAAGCACAACAAGCGUUGGGGUGCAAGUAAAUUUCGCGGAUGUAAAGGCGGAAAUGGAAGAAAGAGAGUCUAAAGAGAGCAAAGAAAUAAUAGACAUCUUAGAUAAGAUGCCAAAACUUUGA
Messenger RNA from Acanthoscelides obtectus, 498 nucleotides. NCBI's taxonomy places the organism in Eukaryota, Metazoa, Arthropoda, Insecta, Coleoptera, Chrysomelidae. The record is from the annotation of a GenBank genome assembly.